AUGGGAAAAUGCCUGCAGAUUAUUUUUGUCGCUCUGAACUUGCUCAUUGGAAUUGGAGGCCUCGGUCUUCUAGGGCUGAGCCUUUGGCUGCUCCUCGACUCUGAGAGCUUUUACAAGCUUGUGGACGUUUCCCGGGAGACAUUUAGCAAGAACAGUACUGAACCCAUUCCUGAGGAAUUCACAAACAUGAUGACCGUCUUUGAAGGAGCCAUUUACUUGGCCAUUGCUGUUGGCUCUUUCACUGCUCUUUUGUCUCUUCUAGGAGCGUUUGGAGGCUGCUGCAAGAACAAGUUUAUGCUGACGAUUUAUAUGAUUUUGGUUAUUUUGUUAAUUAUUGCUGAACUUGCUCUUGUGAUUCUCGCUUUCGUCAAGUAUCCGAUAAUCGACGACUUCGUGGGGGAUCGCUUCAACAUGUACACGAACGAUACCAGUGAUCCUCAAGAUCCCGCCUUGAUCUUCAACAACGAUUUCGUUGACACGAUGAGAACUACUCUUGAUUGCUGCGAGUGGAAUAGCCCGGCCAACUCUACAGUUGUCGAUGCUCCUGCUACCUGCUGUAAUCCUACUUCAGACACUUGUGCAAUCAACGAUGUCUCUUACAGAGACGACCUUUGCGAGGAUCAAUUGAAGAAAGCUGGACUCAUUCUUGGUGGAGUCGGUGCUGGUGCCCUGGUCCUUGAAAUCUUUGGAAUUGUUGCAGCUGUCGCUCUACGCAAGAAAACUGAUCGAUAUGCUUAA
This is a messenger RNA of Oikopleura dioica, 738 nucleotides long. NCBI's taxonomy places the organism in Eukaryota, Metazoa, Chordata, Appendicularia, Copelata, Oikopleuridae. The record is from the annotation of a GenBank genome assembly.